Messenger RNA from Falco peregrinus (peregrine falcon), 2136 nucleotides. It is a transcript of the gene REN, whose product is annotated as renin. Gene Ontology annotation, molecular function: aspartic-type endopeptidase activity. Lineage: Eukaryota; Metazoa; Chordata; Aves; Falconiformes; Falconidae. Gene Ontology annotation, biological process: angiotensin maturation. The record is from RefSeq and is a predicted model, not a curated record.
AUGUCAGAUGAUUCUAAAGAAGCUAUUUUUUUCGGGCUGCAGAAACUCCUCUCCCUAGGAGCACAGCCGGCACUGCCAGAGAACUGGUUGGAUAACUCAGCGGGUCUGUGCGAUCAGAGACACGAGCUGAAUGGAUAUUGCAGCAGAAGGCUCUGGGGAAGGGGUAAGAAGAGCCAGCAGCUUCCCGGCAUCAGCUUGGCUGUGGGCAGGAGGAAGGUAGAUGGGGGUCCAGCCCUGCUGGUAUCAGGGCCAGCUUUGAUGAUAAAGCAGAGGGGUCUGGAGCAGAGCGGCAGCUACUUGUGGAGGAGGGAUGGGAGAGGGAGGAUGAGCUUGGACAUCGUGGGAGUGAGGGCUGCAGCCUCUCUGAUGCCUAUCUCACCGCAUGGCUCAGCAGCAUCCUGGUCUCCAAAUAACCAAGGAGGCCAAGAUGAGCGUUUCAUUUGUAAAGCAAACGAGCCAAGCGUGGGGCUGGGCUCAGCCCGGGGGUGGCUGAUCGCGCUGCGGGGGAUGCCCUCCAUCCGCCAGACGCUGCAGGAGAUGGGCAUGAAGGUGUCCGACGUCUUCCCCGAGCUGAGGCAGAGCAGGCGCAGCGGGGUGGUCGCCCCCCGAAACGGGACAGCCCCCACCCUCCUCACUAACUACCUGGAUACCCAGUAUUUUGGCGAGAUCAGCAUCGGUACCCCCGCGCAGACCUUCAAGGUGGUCUUUGACACGGGCUCGGCCAACCUGUGGGUGCCAUCCUACAAGUGCUCCCCCCUUUACAGUGCCUGCGUUUCCCACAGCCGCUACGACUCCUCCAAGUCUCGGACGUACGUAGCCAACGGCACGGGCUUCGCCAUCCGCUACGGGACGGGGAGCGUCAAAGGCUUCCUCAGCCAGGACAUCGUCAUGGUGUCAGACAUCCCCAUCAUCCAGGUCUUUGCCGAGGCGACAGCGCUGCCUGCCUUCCCCUUCAUCUUUGCCAGGUUUGAUGGGGUGCUGGGGAUGGGCUACCCCAGCCAGGCCAUCGACGGCAUCACCCCUGUCUUCGACCGGAUCCUCUCCCAGCAGAUCCUCAAGGAGGACGUCUUCUCUGUCUACUACAGCCGAGCUUCGAAGAACAUGCCUCUCAAACCUGGGGGGGAAAUAAUCUUCGGGGGCAGCGACCCAGCCUACUACACCGGGGACUUCCACUACCUGAACGUCAGCAAGAGCGGCUACUGGCAGAUCAGCAUGAAGGGGGUGUCCGUAGGGGCUGAAAUCCUGUUCUGCAAGGAAGGCUGUUCAGUGGCCAUCGACACAGGAGCAUCCUACAUCACCGGCCCAGCCGGCCCCAUCUCCGUGCUGAUGAAAGCCAUCGGGGCAGCAGAAAUGGCCGAAGGAGAGUAUGUGGUGGACUGUAACCAAGUCCCUCAGCUGCCCAACAUCUCCUUCCACCUGGGCGGGAAGGCCUACAUGCUCAGUGGCUCAGCCUACAUCCUUCGGCAAUCCCAGUACGGGGAGGAUAUCUGCGUGGUGGCUUUCUCAGGGCUGGACAUCCCACCCCCGGCUGGUCCCCUCUGGAUCCUGGGCGCCAGCUUCAUCGGGCACUAUUACACCAAAUUCGACCGGCGCAACAACCGCAUCGGCUUUGCCACAGCCCGCUGAUGGCUGAGGGGGGAGCUGGGGAGAGGGAUGAGGGAGCCAGCCUGGAGGCAAAGAUACCACCAAGAAGAAAUGGUUUGAAGUGCAAACGAAAGCCGAAUUUCCUUACAGCUCAGCCACCUCCUCUCUUUACCGAAGCAACUGCAAAACCUCACCUUCUCCCACUCCAAAACCCCCGCUCUGCUUCCCGAGAGUCUCUGCUGCUGGGGAGAACUGAGCCUUCAACGCGCCUUCUGGAAGAGCGUGUUCAGUUUGGAAAUCAAAGCGGGAUCCUAUGUCCGGAGGGAGCUGCACCUCCAGCGACUUUCAGGGUGAUGUGCACUAGUACAACUGGCAUGCAGCGAGCUGCUGCUGGCGUGGAGGUGCUCGCAGGUUGCAGACAGACGGAGGAGGGAUGAUCUGUUACGCUUCGUGCUAUUCUUUAAAUGGGAGAAAAAUAAUCUGGCUGUGUUUGAAGAUAGUUGUAGCUGGUGUUAACUCUACCCCUCUUCAUGAUUUUAAUAUUAAACAGUC